This is a messenger RNA of Megachile rotundata (alfalfa leafcutting bee), 1294 nucleotides long. RefSeq lists its product as uncharacterized. NCBI's taxonomy places the organism in Eukaryota, Metazoa, Arthropoda, Insecta, Hymenoptera, Megachilidae. Gene Ontology annotation, molecular function: RNA polymerase II cis-regulatory region sequence-specific DNA binding; DNA-binding transcription factor activity, RNA polymerase II-specific. The record is from RefSeq and is a predicted model, not a curated record. Gene Ontology annotation, biological process: regulation of DNA-templated transcription.
UUAAUUUUCAAGAUUGAUUGGAUCGUCGAUGCAUGCCGGACCGGGAACGAAAUUUCCAGAAAGAGCAGAAUGUGCAAGCAUCCCGGGACGACGAUUACCUUCCGGAGCAGCGAGAACAGUCGCUAGCUUUCAAGCUCGGAAUUAUCAAUUCCGGUUCCUUGGAGGAUUUAAGGUUAAUCUUACAACCCAAAAUGAGAGUGAAAACAGCGCCCAGGCAGAGAAUAAUUCAGAGUAACAAAGGUGGAGAUCCAGUACUCGAAUCGAGUGAAUCUUUUUCGAACGAUAAACGAAAAGUAGCGUUAGAGGAUGUUGAUGUAUCGGUUAAGUCAAAUAACUGUAAGAGUGACAGUUUGAAUGAGAAUCGGUUAGAUAAUCCUGUUGAGAAUGAGGAAAAGGAGGACGAGACGUUGAACUAUUGCCAGGAGGCGCUGGAUAUGUCGAUGAAACGCAAGAGUGAAUCACCAGAAAAUGAAUCUUCAACCUCGAUAGCUGGUCCAUCGAGUUGUGAGUACUCAUCAUCGCCCUUAGAAGAGGAGAACAGCUGCGACAAUAAUAACACGUUAAUACCAAACGCGAACAUAACCAACUCUUGUACAUUGACCUGUUCCUGCACAAAGCAAUCAAAUUCCUGCGAAGACAAGCUGAAUGGGUCGAGCGACGAAGAUCAACCAACCGAAGCAGUGAAUUUAUGCAAAAAGGAUUGUUUAGAGGAUUCAACCACAGUCGAAUCCGAGAAAUUAAAGGACACGUUCCUCUACAAAAUCAUGACAGAUCCGACCUUUCUGGAAAACAUACAGAAACACAAGCAGACGAAAAGGUACGUGUGUCAAUUUUGCAAACAAGAGUUCGUGAACGGAGACGAGUUAGCUGACCACAUGGACGUGAAGAAGGACGAAUCGAAUCAAGUGGUUUGUUGCGCCUGCAAGAAAACUUUCGCGCAAAAACGGUACCUGAGGUAUCAUCAGAGGUGUCACUCGGAGAGGAGCAAGUUCACCUGUGAUAUUUGUACGAAGAAGUAUACUAGAUUAGAUAAUUUGACCAGACACAACGCUUUUCAUGUGAAUCCGGACAAGUUCUCUUGUACCUAUUGCGAGAAGACUUUUGCGAGGAAGGAUUUAUUGAAUAAGCAUUUAAAGUAUCACGAUAAUAAGUACCGCUUCUCGUGCGAGCUUUGUCACAAGUAUUUUAAGGGACCUGUUAUGUUGGAGAAGCAUAAGAAAAUAUUUCACAUGGCAGCGUAGAUUUUGAGAUAUUGUAAUGAGGUGCAAUUGUAAUUCUUCGACGGAGGAAAAUA